AUGGAGCCUCCUCCUGGUCUUCGCCGACAGGGGGAGAACGUUGUAUGUCGGCUCAACAAAUCUCUCUAUGGUCUCAAACAGGCUUCCAGAAACUGGUUUUCCACCUUUUCAGAUACCAUUCAAAAGGCCGGUUAUCAACAGUCUAAAGCUGAUUAUUCUCUUUUUACCAAGGCUGAAGGCACUUCAUUUACUGCAGUUCUUAUCUAUGUUGAUGACAUACUUCUCACAGGAAAUAAUCUUCAAGAAAUGGAACGUCUCAAAAAGUUCCUUCUCAAUCGCUUCCGCAUCAAAGAUCUUGGAGAUUUGAAAUAUUUUCUGGGCAUUGAAUUCUCUCGUUCCAAGAAAGGUAUUUUCAUGUCUCAAAGAAAGUACGCACUUGAUAUUUUGCAGGAUUCAGGACUUCUAGGCGCACGCCCAGACAAGUUCCCAAUGGAACAGAAUUUGAAACUCACUCCCACAGAUGGAGAAUUACUGAAUGAUCCAACCAAAUACAGGAGACUGGUUGGCCGAUUGAUCUACCUUACUGUCACAAGGCCUGAUAUAGUCUAUCCUGUUCGAACACUAAGUCAAUUCAUGCAUCAGCCUCGCAGACCUCAUUGGGAUGCCGCCAUACGGGUCCUUAAAUACCUCAAGGGGACUCCAGGUCAGGGUUUGUUAUUUUCUGCCACCAACAAUCUUACAUUAAAAGCUUUUUGUGAUUCAGACUGGGGAGGUUGUCGUGCGACAAGGAGAUCAGUUACAGGAUACUGUGUUUUUCUUGGAAAUUCACUCAUCUCAUGGAAAUCCAAGAAACAAACCAAUGUUUCAAGAUCAUCAGCAGAAGCUGAAUAUCGAGCUAUGGCCAACACAUGUUUGGAGUUGACUUGGUUACGCUUUAUACUACAGGAUUUAAAAGUCCCACAGAUAGCUCCUGCACCAUUGUUUUGUGAUAAUCAGUCAGCUUUGUAUAUUGCCGCUAAUCCCGUUUUCCAUGAGCGUACAAAGCACAUCGAAAUUGAUUGUCACAUAGUUCGAGAAAAACUACAAGCUGGAAUAAUUAGUCCUUCGUAUGUACCUACACACUUCCAAUUGGCAGAUAUUUUUACGAAGGCCUUAGGGAAUGAUCAAUUUGUGACAUUGCGCGACAAGUUGGGACUUCAUGAUAUUCACUCUCCAACUUGA
This is a messenger RNA of Prunus mume (Japanese apricot), 1161 nucleotides long. The record is from RefSeq and is a predicted model, not a curated record. NCBI's taxonomy places the organism in Eukaryota, Viridiplantae, Streptophyta, Magnoliopsida, Rosales, Rosaceae.